Messenger RNA from Cladophialophora bantiana CBS 173.52, 759 nucleotides. RefSeq lists its product as uncharacterized. The record is from RefSeq and is a predicted model, not a curated record. NCBI's taxonomy places the organism in Eukaryota, Fungi, Ascomycota, Eurotiomycetes, Chaetothyriales, Herpotrichiellaceae. The transcript is spliced from 2 exons. The coding region runs from base 1 to 759 and encodes 252 amino acids.
AUGAUAUACAAGAUUAUCGUCGAGCUGAAGGAGAAUUCAGACUCUGUGGGCGACUACCAACUCAUGUUGAUUGAACUCGAAGCCCUUGACCGAACGCUGAAAUCUGUCGAGCAGUUCCUCGACAAGACAGGGAAGUUCGAAGACUCGUUGGGACCGUCGAAUACGAAGAAUCGUUCCUUCUCGUCAAUAACCCAGCGAUUGCGUUGGUCGACCAAGUAUAAAGAUGAAACUAGGGCUUUGAGGGCAAGGCUUACGCCCAAUCUUGCCACCAUCACAGUCCUUCUCAUGACUCAGACCGUUGAUACUCUGUCGAAUGCGGAGUCGGAUCGCUUCAAAUUGGCACAAGAGCUCAAAGAUAAAUUUUCUUCACAGUCUUGCAUCCUGACCGCACUGAGGGAUUCAACGUGCCGCAUCGCGAGCGGACAGGAUAAUCUUGCAACCCAGCAGUCGCAUGUCACCACUAUGGCCACAACCCAGGGCCAAGUCCUGCUGUCUCUAGAGUCAAAAGUUUCCGAACUUUUGAAAAGCAAUGCUGCAUACGACUUGCAUUUGAGUAGCGAAACGGCAAUCCUGAAAGACGUCCAGGAGAGCUGUGCACCCAAAAACACUCGGACCCAGGAAGGCAUGGCAAUCGCCACUCCACCCUUCAAGAUACGACUGAAAUCAAGUCGACAAUCCCAUCUCUUCUCGGACGAGUUCUGGAUGUCCUCGACGAUGUACUGGCGGGUGUUUCGAAGAUGCAAGAUAUCACGACAUUAA